This is a messenger RNA of Lottia gigantea (owl limpet), 606 nucleotides long. RefSeq lists its product as hypothetical. NCBI's taxonomy places the organism in Eukaryota, Metazoa, Mollusca, Gastropoda, Lottiidae. The transcript has 2 exons. Bases 1 to 606 code for a protein of 201 amino acids. The record is from RefSeq and is a predicted model, not a curated record.
AUGCAAUUGCACAAGGACACUACGUACAUUUGUUCCGAAUUGAGAGAUGAAAUAUCUGUUUGGCGAUUUUUAGAUUCGGUUACUAAUUAUAUUCCAUGGAAACCAGACUUUCAACUUUCAACUAUUAAAUUAGCUACAGAUUCUUCUAACUUCAGAUGGGGCGCCGUACUUAAGGGCCAAGGAACACAAAGUAAUUUUGGUGAUUAUUGGGAUGAGUUUGAUUUAUUAAGUCCUAUACAUGUGAAAGAAGCUAAGGCUGACACUGAAAUCGAUGAGGUCUUCAAUCAAAAAUACGCAUCAUCCGUUCGUAUAUUAGCCUACAAAGGAGAUGGACACGUGUUAUUAUAUCCGUCAAAAACCGGAUUCAGAGCAGAUAAACACGGUCUAACAUGGAAUUUGUUAGUUGUGCGUUUCGAUAAAUUUGAUAAAAAGCCAGAGAGGUUCGGAUGUUCUUUAGUGCCAAAUCAUGUAACAAUGUUGGUGGUAUUAGAUGAGGACUUAAGAGACGGGUUGCAUUUGAAUAAAAUGGGAAACCUGAAAAUGAUGGAAAAUAUUAAUAUACUUUGUAUAUCAGCUAGUAUUGGCCUGUUAGUUCGUUCAUGUUAA